AUGGCGAGGCCGUUCCUGGCGGCGAAAACUCCUGUCGCACCGCCACGCAUCCACAGGCCCCUCGUAGCGGCGGCGCUGGCGAGUCUGGAGUCGCUCUUGCCGCUGCACAGCGCGGUGGCCGCCGCGCGGCUGCGGUCCUUUUGCAUCGCCGCCGACUCCGCGUGCUGGAGCUGCCUCUCCCAAGGUUUGACCAAGCGCAUCUGA
Miscanthus lutarioriparius is the source of this 204-nucleotide messenger RNA. The record is from the annotation of a GenBank genome assembly. Lineage: Eukaryota; Viridiplantae; Streptophyta; Magnoliopsida; Poales; Poaceae.